Messenger RNA from Knipowitschia caucasica, 3081 nucleotides. NCBI's taxonomy places the organism in Eukaryota, Metazoa, Chordata, Actinopteri, Gobiiformes, Gobiidae. The record is from the annotation of a GenBank genome assembly.
AUGCUCUACAGACACAGGCUCUACAGACACAGGCUCUACAGACACAGGCUCUACAGACACUACAGACACAGGCUCUACAGACACAGGCUCUACAGACACAGGCUCUACAGACACAUGCUCUACAGACACAGGCUCUACAGACACAGGCUCUACAGACACAGGCUCUACAGACACAGGCUCUACAGACACAGGCUCUACAGACACAGGCUCUACAGACACAGGCUCUACAGACACGGGCUCUACCGACUCUACAGACGCAAACUCUACAGACGCAGGCUCUACAGACACAGGCUUCUACCGACACAGGCUCUACAGACACAGGCUCUACAGACACAGGCUCUACAGACACUACAGACACAGGCUCUACAGACACAGGCUCUACAGACACAGGCUCUACAGACACAGACUCUACAGACACAUGCUCUACAGACACAGGCUCUACAGACACUACAGACACAGGCUCUACAGACACAGGCUCUACAGACACAGGUUCUACAGACACAGACUCUACAGACACAGGCUCUACAGACACAGGCUCUACAGACACAGGCUCUACAGACACAGGCUCUACAGACACAGGCUCUACAGACACAGGCUCUACAGACACAGGCUCUACAGACAAAGGCUCUACAGACACAGGCUCUACAGACAAAGGCUCUACAGACACAGGCUCUACAGACACAGGCUCUACAGACAAAGGCUCUACCGACACAGGCUCUACCGACACAGGCUCUACAGACACAGGCUCUACAGACAAAGGCUCUACAGACACAGGCUCUACAGACACAGGCUCUACAGACACAUGCUCUACAGACACAUGCUCUACAGACACAGGCUCUACAGACACAGGCUCUACAGACGCAGGCUCUACAGACGCAGGCUCUACAGACGCAGGCUCUACAGACGCAGGCUCUACAGACGCAGGCUCUACAGACGCAGGCUCUACAGACACAGGCUCUACAGACACGGUUUCUACAGACACGGUUUCUACAGACACGGUUUCUACAGACACGGUUUCUACAGACACGGUUUCUACAGACACAGGCUCUACAGACACAGGCUCUACAGACACUACAGACACAGGCUCUACAGACACAUGCUCUACAGACACAGGCUCUACAGACACAGGCUCUACAGACACUACAGACACAGGCUCUACAGACACAUGCUCUACAGACACAGGCUCUACAGACACAGGCUCUACAGACACUACAGACACAGGCUCUACAGACACAGGCUCUACAGACACAGGCUCUACAGACACAUGCUCUACAGACACAUGCUCUACAGACACAGGCUCUACAGACACAGGCUCUACAGACACAGGCUCUACAGACACAGGCUCUACAGACACAGGCUCUACAGACACUACAGACACAGGCUCUACAGACACAGGCUCUACAGACACAUGCUCUACAGACACAGGCUCUACAGACACAGGCUCUACAGACACAGGCUCUACAGACACAGGCUCUACAGACACAGGCUCUACAGACACAGGCUCUACAGACACGGGCUCUACCGACUCUACAGAUGCAAACUCUACAGACGCAGGCUCUACAGACACAGGCUCUACCGACACAGGCUCUACAGACACAGUCUCUACAGACACAGGCUCUACAGACACAGGCUCUACAGACACUACAGACACAGGCUCUACAGACACAGGCUCUACAGACACAGGCUCUGCAGACACAGGCUCUACAGACACUACAGACACAGGCUCUACAGACACAGGCUCUACAGACACAGGCUCUACAGACAGACUCUACAGACACAGGCUCUACAGACACAGGCUCUACAGACACAGGCUCUACAGACACAGGCUCUACAGACAAAGGCUCUACAGAUACAGGCUCUACAGACAAAGGCUCUACAGACACAGGCUCUACAGACACAGGCUCUACAGACAAAGGCUCUACCGACACAGGCUCUACAGACACAGGCUCUACAGACACAGGCUCUACAGACAAAGGCUCUACAGACACAGGCUCUACAGACACAGGCUCUACAGACACAGGCUCUACAGACACAUGCUCUACAGACACAGGCUCUACAGACGCAGGCUCUACAGACGCAGGCUCUACAGACGCAGGCUCUACAGACGCAGGCUCUACAGACGCAGGCUCUACAGACGCAGGCUCUACAGACGCAGGCUCUACAGACACAGGCUCUACAGACACAUGCUCUACAGACGCAGGCUCUACAGACGCAGGCUCUACAGACGCAGGCUCUACAGACGCAGGCUCUACAGACGCAGGCUCUACAGACGCAGGCUCUACAGACGCAGGCUCUACAGACGCAGGCUCUACAGACGCAGGCUCUACAGACGCAGGCUCUACAGACGCAGGCUCUACAGACGCAGGCUCUACAGACACAGACUCUACAGACACAGACUCUACAGACACAGGCUCUACAGACACAGGCUCUACAGACACAGGCUCUACAGACACAGGCUCUACAGACACAGACUCUACAGACACAGGCUCCCUGCUCCCCCUGACCUCCUUGCUCCCCCUGACCUCCCUGCUCCCCCUGACCUCCUUGCUCCUCCUGACCUCCUUGCUCCUCCUGACCUCCUUGCUCCUCCUGACCUCCUUGCUCCUCCUGACCUCCUUGCUCCUCCUGACCUCCUUGCUCCUCCUGACCUCCUUGCUCCUCCUGACCUCCUUGCUCUCUCUGACCUCCUUGCUCCUCCUGACCUCCUUGCUCCUCCUGACCUCCUUGCUCCCCCUGACCUCCUUGCUCCUCCUGACCUCCUUGCUCCUCCUGACCUCCUUGCUCCUCCUGACCUCCUUGCUCCUCCUGACCUCCUUGCUCUCUCUGACCUCCUUGCUCCCCCUGACCUCCUUGCUCCCCCUGACCUCCUUGCUCCCCCUGACCUCCUUGCUCCCCCUGACCUCCUUGCUCUCUCUGACCUCCUUGCUCCUCCCUGACCUCCUUGCUCCCCCUGACCUUCUUGCUCCCCUUGACCUCCUUGCUCUCCCUGACCUCCUUGCUCUCCCUGACCUCCUUGCUCCCCCUGACCUCCUUGCUCCCCCUGACCUCCUUGCUCUCUCUGACCUCCUUGCUCCUCCCUGA